Messenger RNA from Eptesicus fuscus (big brown bat), 863 nucleotides. It is a transcript of the gene TM4SF5, whose product is annotated as transmembrane 4 L six family member 5. Bases 181 to 771 code for a protein of 196 amino acids. Gene Ontology annotation, cellular component: membrane. Lineage: Eukaryota; Metazoa; Chordata; Mammalia; Chiroptera; Vespertilionidae. The record is from RefSeq and is a predicted model, not a curated record. The transcript has 5 exons.
UCACCACCUCCUCUACCUCCUCUUUGCCUGUGUCUCCUGCUUCUCUCCCUUAUCAUCGAUCUGGCCUGUCUAGUUUCUGCCACACCUCUUUCCUGACCUUUGCUCCCUGCUCCAGGCUUGUUUUCCUCCCCUCUGGCCUCCGGGCUCGCUUUCACUCACUGCCGGUCCAACCAGCACGCCAUGUGCACGGGACAGUGUGCCCGCUUCGUGGGGCUCUCCCUCAUCACCCUCUCCCUUGUCUGCAUCGUGGCCAACGCCCUCCUGCUGGUGCCUGAUGGGAAGACCACUUGGACCAACACCCGCAACCUCAGCUUGCAAGUCUGGAUGAUGGCCGGCUUCUUCGGCGGGGGCCUGCUGGUACUGUGUCCGGGAAUUGCAGCCGUCCGGGCAGGGGGCAAGGGCUGUUGCGGUGCAGGCUGCUGUGGGAAUCGCUGCAGGAUGCUGCGCUCGGUCUUCUGCUCGGCGUUAGGGUUGCUUGGAGCCAUCUAUUGCCUCUCAGUAUCCGGAACCGGGCUCCGAAACGGACCCAUAUGUUUGAAAGACGGCGUUUGGAACUACCAUUUCAAAGAGACCGAAGGCUCUUACUUGCUCAACCGCACCCAGUGGGAUGAGUGCACGAAGCCGCCUAACGUGGUCACCUGGCAUGUGACGCUCUUCUCGCUGCUGGUGGCCGCCUCGUGCCUGGAGGUCGUGCUGUGUGGGGUGCAGGUGGUGAACGCGGCCAUCGGCGUCCUCUGUGGCGACUGCAGGAAGAAGGGCACCCCUCAAUGAGGCUCCACCGACCACGCUGCUCGCCGCUGGACGCCCACCCGACCCACCCCGCCCGGAAAUAAACCGUUUUGAGCUCUCUUGCGCAUCUCAGA